Messenger RNA from Xiphias gladius (swordfish), 1752 nucleotides. RefSeq lists its product as uncharacterized. The record is from RefSeq and is a predicted model, not a curated record. The transcript is spliced from 4 exons. Lineage: Eukaryota; Metazoa; Chordata; Actinopteri; Istiophoriformes; Xiphiidae. Bases 129 to 1289 code for a protein of 386 amino acids.
GUUCCGUUUGCUGCAGCCGUUCGACUUCUUCUCUUUCGUCUGCCGUAGUCAAGUAAAACAUUCAGCCUUUUUCCACGGGGCAAGAGACACACUUGUGACUAAGUGUCAAGCUGCAUUUGCUUCCAGCGAUGUCAGGUUGCUCAACUGUCCACUUAACUCUACCGCAAUGGGACGGGGGCUCACGGAAAAUUCGCUUUAUUUACUUGGUGAAUCUGACAUCGUUUAGACUGACAGAGUGUCCCCCCAAGGGUCCAGUGAUUCCUCUGUAUUUAGGAGCCGAUGUCUUCUCCAGCACUGAUAUCCGUACAGAGAACCAUCCAAGAUACCACGCCAAGUUCGCCAAGAAAGGACUGGCCACAAAAAUACAUUUUUCCUCAGCAUUCAGGUUUCAAGGGUUGAAGGUACCUACUGCAAAUAACAGCCUCUGGUUCUACAGCAUCCAAGGACUUUUUCGAGUAGCCUUUGAAAUGUACAGUAAGCAAGAGCAGCUUGCUGUGCUAGAUAACUUCCAGGAGGUUUGGAAAUCGCAGAUAAAUGACAGCCCCCUGAAGAUGAGUUACACCCUCAGUGUGCAGCUCGACUUUGCAGUGUCCAGCAGCGUAUGUGAUACAGAAUCCAGAAAGGAAAUGUCCCAACCUCAGCAUUGCCAGGUUGGCAGGGAAUUUGUUGAUGUAUGUCGCAGUGACGCAGGUGAUACAUCAGCAGAUCAUGAUUAUUGCUCUUUUCCUAGGAAGAGCUUGCAAACUGAACAAAGUCAACUAGUUUUAUCCACAGUGAGACAAAAAUUGCGCAGCUUGGAUGACAAACUCUCUACAGAGACUCAGAGCCACACAGAACAACUGGAAACUAUCCUACUGCUGUUGGAGAACAUUUAUCAGUACAUAAGUGGGAAUCUAGAAGAAAAGGAUGUGACGGAAACUGUGUUAGCCCUGCUAAAGGCCAAAGACUGGGGCUCUGUGUAUUCAAGUUCCCUGCUUAGUUGUGUAGGACGGUGGCUGGGCCAGCAGUUUCAUGCAGCCAACUGCAGCAUUAGUCAGAGAGUGGAGGGCUUUAAAGUUCAUCAUAUUGAGCGAAUAAGUGACCUGCCUCCUGCUGAGGAACUAGCUGCAGAACUAUUCCCAGAAGCCAUGCAAACACUGCUGCUUCAUUGGAUGGGCUUAAGUGAGGAGUCCACCCUGGAGAAGAGACACAGUGAAUACCCAAUCCUGCUCCUUAUCCUCGAGUUUGCCAACCACAACCUCAUCACUGGUGUGGCUCAUGUGCUGUACUCCAGUCUUAUAUGUAAAUAAGUGUAUUUCCAUGUAGGCGUCAACAGAGAGACAUGGAAUCUAACUCAACUUCCAGUAUUUUGAUAAAUGUGUAUUUUUUGUAAACGUGUAUUUUGUACGUGAAGUUGUACUUUCUUCUUUUGGAAAUCCUCUUUCCUGCUGCACGUACUAUUUCGUCAGGUUUCGUAAAAACUAGGGCUGGGCGACGAUUCAAUAUGGUUGGUCUACUUCCCGUUAAAACAUGUUUAUAUAUUAUCAUUUUAUACUAUUGUUUUACAAAUGUACAAUAUAAUGAAUAACAGUUAACCACAAUUAAUUUAACUUAACAUCAAUUUGAUUCCAAAUGAUUUUGCAUUCAUUUGUUAUACAAUAUAAAUUUAUAUUAGAAGAUUAUUUUUGAUCUUGUUAAUUUUAUCCACACUGCCCAGCCCUUGCAACAGCACUAACUUUAUUUGAACAAAAAUGUAAUGACCCACAUAAACAU